Messenger RNA from Drosophila innubila, 1362 nucleotides. It is a transcript of the gene Mpi, whose product is annotated as mannose-6-phosphate isomerase. NCBI's taxonomy places the organism in Eukaryota, Metazoa, Arthropoda, Insecta, Diptera, Drosophilidae. The transcript has 3 exons. Gene Ontology annotation, molecular function: mannose-6-phosphate isomerase activity; zinc ion binding. Gene Ontology annotation, cellular component: cytosol. Gene Ontology annotation, biological process: carbohydrate metabolic process; GDP-mannose biosynthetic process. The coding region runs from base 139 to 1329 and encodes 396 amino acids. The record is from RefSeq and is a predicted model, not a curated record.
UUAAAACAUAUUUACAUAUAUUCAAAUAUUUGUGGGAACAAAAGUUAAUUUACUCGAAAUUAUUAGUAAUGUGGGGACGUGGCUAAGUUGACCUCAGAGUUGAGCAAGAAAAAUUUUUGUCCGCAAAACCCUUUUAAAAUGGAGCUUACUGGCUGGGUUAAGACCUAUGAUUGGGGCAAGCAAGGAAUUAAUUCAGCGGUUGCCCAAUUGGCAAUGGCCAACGAUCCUGACUUUGUGCUGAAUGAUGAGGAAACCUACGCUGAAAUGUGGAUGGGAACCCAUUUCUGUGGAGUUUCCAUUGUCAAGGAGACGGGCGAAACCCUUGAUCGUGUGCUAAAGAAAGACCUGCCAUAUCUUUUCAAGGUGCUCAGCAUAAGGAAGGCACUCAGCAUACAGGUGCAUCCCAAUAAAUGCGAGGCAGAGCGUCUGCACAAGGAGCGUCCAGAGAUCUACAAAGAUGAUAAUCAUAAGCCGGAGCUUAGCAUAGCCAUAACGCCUUUCUUAGCUUUGGUUGGAUUCCAACCAGUCGAUGAUAUCGUUGAUUAUAUCGAUGAGUUCCAGCCUCUAACGAAGCUUAUUGGUCAGGAGGCGGUAAUGGAACUGCAUGAAAAGCGAAACUCGGAGGCAUUAAAGAAUUGUUAUGAGAUCAUGAUGAAAGCCGAUGAAAAGGACAUUGCCAAGUGCAUUAAAGAUAUCGCCAAGAACUAUAAAACAGAGCUGAAGCGCAAUGAAUUGCUGGAUAUAUUUAACAAAAUUAACCAGGACUUUCCUGAUGACGUGGGCACAUUAUGUCUAUUCUUUUUGAAUUUGGUGCGUCUACAGCCUGGUCAGGCUAUCUACUUGGGUGCCAAUGAGAUUCACGCUUAUUUGGAUGGCGAAUGUGUCGAGUGCAUGGCCUGUUCCGAUAAUGUGAUUCGAGCCGGACUCACACCCAAAUACAAGGAUGUUGAACAGCUUGUUUCCUCCGUGAUAUUCGAUGGAUCAGCCCCACACUCUAAGCUCUUUAUGCCGUUUCGUAUCGAUGACACAGUACAGGUGUUUGUCCCACCUGUUGAUGACUUUGCUGUUAUGCAUGUGAACAUAAAGCACAUCGUGGAUUCAUACAAGCUUCAGAUACAGGCAUAUGGAUCUAUUCUCCUGACAUUGACGGGCUCACGUAUUCUGAAACUGAAAACCAAUCAGGGUCCCAAGGAAAUAGCUUUGUCCCGCGGAAGCAUCGUUUACAUUCCAGUCGAAGCUGCACCGGAAAUUGAAUUUCUACAUGCUGAAGAUUGUGGCGAAGAUUUCACAGCUUACAUUGCUACUUAUAAUUAUUUCAGAAAGGCUUAGAAAAGAAUAAAACAAAACUUUUCUCAUGGUGGU